Messenger RNA from Somion occarium, 2423 nucleotides. The record is from the annotation of a GenBank genome assembly. NCBI's taxonomy places the organism in Eukaryota, Fungi, Basidiomycota, Agaricomycetes, Polyporales, Cerrenaceae.
UCAGAAGACAAUGCGCAUAUGCCGUUCUUGCAGGUGGGCGGCUACGAUCUACGCGGGUCUGGGCGCUCCGGGUACUAUGGGACGGUGUAAGUGAUCGUGAUGAGGCACACCACGCAUUUUCUCUUCAUCUUUCUCUUGACCCACCUAUGACUCAUAUAAACCCCCGUCUCUCGAGCAGUGCAUCUCAACCUCACGGUCCUCACCCUCACUUCUUCCCUCUUCCGCAAUGCUGCCUCGUACUCUACAUGCCACCCCCAAAAUAAAGCCAUGUCUCAACUCUCGCUCAGCACAGACCUUCAAAGCGUUCUAUGCGACUAUCCGUGACCUACGCCAUUCUAGGAACGCUCCUGAGGGAGGAGAUGGAGAACCUGCAGAUGACGACUUUAUCAUGUCCAUCUUGCGUGCCAAUCCGUCAUUGAGGGACACUCGCUCCUACUUGGCGAGUUUUGGCCCCAAGGCAAAACCUACCCCGCCUCGCGAGGUUCGGCCAGAGCGCAAUGAGCAGACCGAUGUACCUGUCGCCACUGAGGCCAGGCCGCCGGACGUCGCACCCCAACCUCAAAGUCCCGUCAUUGCUUCUAUCCUAGACCCGAUUGUCCGACGAACUGCUCUGGUGAAGGUACAAGGACCCUUCACCGACAAACAGCUGGAGAGUAUAGCACGUGGGAUGAUUUAUCUGGAGAAGCUAGGUCUGCUCAGUGUGAUGAUCGUUGAGAACGAUCAGAUGGCACGUGGAGAGGAGAACGAACGUUCUGCCAUCGUUGAGGAUACAAUGCGCGUCGUAGGUGCUCUCGAGAAGCAAGGCGCACGAGCACGCCCGGUGCUCGGUGCCGUCGUCCGUCUCGGUCCAAAUCCAGGUGACGAGGAUGUAGAAGAGCGAGAUUUCGCCGUCCCAGAAGCACAUACAUUCCCUUCCGACCUUGUACAUAUCCGUUCGGCACUUCGCGCGGGCGAAAUCCCUGUUCUUCCGCCCAUGGCACUUGACUCCUUCUGUCGUUCUGUCCGAAUAGACAGCAAUCAUGUCAUUGCCGCUUUGGCUCGAGGUAUGACAGAGGCUGCUGCUCUCGAACGAACAGAGAAACCUGGCCAGGCAAGAGAGUCGGAAGUUCCUUCAGACGAUGUUGACCUGACUCCCAUGCGGCUUAUGAUCAUCAACCGCGAAGGCGGCGUGCCGUCUUAUGCACGUUCAGGGCUGCCUCAUCUUCUGGUCAAUCUUACUUCAGAAUUUUCAUACAUCAAGGAGACUUUCGAUCCGCAGUGGAAGGGCUCACAUCCUACUGCUCUGUCAAAUCUCGCCCUUGCACGAACAUGCCUUGCUUACAUGCCUCCGAGCUCGUCCGCCGUGAUGGUCUCGCAUCGAUCCCCCAGUUCCCUUAUAGCUAACUUAAUCACUAACAAGCCGGCAGUCAGUUCCAGCUUGCCGCAUGCCCUUCUUCAAGGCAAUCGGAAGCUGAACCCGCAUACACCGACUUUGUUACGUCGUGGUCUUGAUAUCCGAGUCAUUCGAACAGCUGCGGAAAUCGACCGACCUAAAAUGAAGGCUCUUCUUGAGCAGUCCUUCAAACGUUCCUUGGACGAAGGUCCAUUUUGGGAACGUCUAGAAAAAAGUCUUGACUUCGUUAUAGUCGCCGGCGACUAUGCCGGAGCUGCUAUCGUGACCCGUGAAGAAUGUCCACCGAACGCACCUCCCGACUUCAAUCCAAUUACCUAUCUCGACAAGUUUGCUGUCCUUCCUAGCCAUCAAGGUGAUGGAACGGUGGACUUCUUAUGGGUUGCCCUCCACGACGAGUCUUACGGUCUCGGUCUGCCUUUCUCUGCAAAUCCUAACGGUGGCAAGCAGGGUAAAGGUGAAGGUCGUGACCUUGUGUGGCGGAGUCGAGCCAACAACCCUGUCAACAAGUGGUAUUUCGAACGCAGCACCGGGCAUGUCCGGAUGGGCGAAUGGGUGCUUUUUUGGUGCGAUGCUGAGAAGCGUCUCAAAACUGAGGGGGCUGGCCGUGCCAAUGCCGGGUUGUCAUAUAUAGAGCAUUGGGAACACGGCAGGUUGUCGGUAUGGGCGGACGUUGUGAUGAAAAUUCAAUCUAGUUGGCGGAAGUGAUGUUUCACGUGGUACUAAUAUACUGUUGGAUUGACCUAUUUUUUUUACACUCCCAGAGACUCUACAUACACUUAUUCACCGUAAACAUUGGAAUGCUAGAUUUAUCACUCUUUGUAUCAAAAUUAUUGUAUAACAAACAUAUCCAUCCGAACGUUGGUCUAAGUCGCUCAAUAAAGCUUGAAGUCACAGCCGUUGCCUUUUUGUCUGAGGCUUUCGACGGAUCUGAACGACCAUGAUCGGAAGCUAUUGAUCCGGUUAUAGCAAUUGUUUCAACCUUUAUCCUAGGUGAUACCGUCAUGACAACAAAGAAAUGUUUGGGUGGUCA